AUGGCUGCCGCCGCAUUUGGCGCAACCGCCUGCGAAAGCUUCGAUUACCAGAAAUCUGGUUACCACGAAAGAGGCGAUCUCGCGACACCGAAUUUCGUCAUUCCUCGUCACGUGCCGACUCUCGCGCCGGCUCCUUCGCUCGAAAAGCAGAUCCACCGCCGCAAAAUGCGCUCGACUGCUGCUACUACCUCCGCCUCCCCCGCCGCCUCCGCCGCCAACGCCGCCGCCGCCGCCGCUGCCGCUGCCGCCGCUUCAGGCGCAUCCACCGCCGACGGAGCCGCGGCGGAGAGAAACAUGAAGAAUGCGAUCGGGCGCACUCACAACGGCGCGGCCGCUUUUGAUACGAGGGGAGACGCGGCGAACCGGGCGCACCUUUCUGAGAUGAUUCGCGAAUACAAUACGCGCAAAAGCGGCGCGCCAGCUUUUGAGACGUCUCAAAAGUCGAACCGGGCGCAUUACAGCCUUUCUGAGAUGAUUCGCGAACACAAUACGCGCCUAUACGGCGUGCCGGUCUUUGAGGCGCCUCAAAAGAUGAGGCGCGAAUAUCAUACGCGCCAAAGCGGCGGCGCCGCGCCGGCCUUGACGAUAAACGGACGGAGACGGCCGUCUCUGUCCGUCAACCCGCAUGCUGCGCCGCCAGCCGCCUCCGUCAGUUCGAGCCGUCCGGGCAGCCGGCUGACGCGGCGCGGGUCCGCGGACGUAGCGCUGCUGUGCGGCUCGAAAGGCGGAAGCGUCGAGUAUGGCGGCGAUGGUUAUGGCGGAAGAUAUCUACCUACCAGUACUCGAACAACGAGAAGCUUUUCACCUUGGGAUUCCGAACUCGACGAGACAGCAAGCUCAAAGUGUGAAAAAACUCCCGAGGAUUGCGCCGCGAUCUGCUUGAACAUGGAAGACGUGGAAGGAAUGGCAGCACACAAGGACCUGAGCAGGAUACUCAUCAGCAGCAUCGACAUUGUUUCGCAGGAGGAGCGCAAGUCGCCGUUCCCCUCUUUCUCCUCACUCUCCUCCGCCUCAGUUUCAUCCCUCUCACUCUCCUCCCCCUCACUCUCCUUCCCUUCACUCUCCUCAUUCUCAGCCCGCGUCACCACAUAA
Messenger RNA from Closterium sp. Yama58-4, 1092 nucleotides. The record is from the annotation of a GenBank genome assembly. Lineage: Eukaryota; Viridiplantae; Streptophyta; Zygnematophyceae; Desmidiales; Closteriaceae.